This is a messenger RNA of Dermochelys coriacea (leatherback sea turtle), 969 nucleotides long. Its product is annotated as olfactory receptor 52R1-like. Bases 1 to 969 code for a protein of 322 amino acids. The record is from RefSeq and is a predicted model, not a curated record. NCBI's taxonomy places the organism in Eukaryota, Metazoa, Chordata, Testudines, Dermochelyidae. Gene Ontology annotation, biological process: G protein-coupled receptor signaling pathway. Gene Ontology annotation, cellular component: membrane. Gene Ontology annotation, molecular function: olfactory receptor activity; G protein-coupled receptor activity. The transcript is spliced from 2 exons.
AUGCAGGAUUUCUUGUGUUCCAUGUCAGAUUCCAACACAACUGACUUCACCAACCCUUCCACCUUCAUCCUGCUGGGUAUUCCUGGCCUGGAGGCUGCCCAUGUCUGGAUCUCCAUCCCCUUCUGCACCAUGUACAUCAUAGCUGUCUUGGGGAACUUCACCAUCCUGUUCAUAAUGAAGAUGGAGCCAAGCCUCCAUGGGCCCAUGUACUAUUUCCUCUGCAUGCUGACUGUCACCGACCUGGUCCUGUCCACAUCCACCCUGCCUAAAAUGCUGAGCAUCUUCUGGUUCAAUUCCAGGGAGAUCGAUUUCAGUGCCUGCCUCACCCAGAUGUACUUCAUUCACUGCUUCUCAGUGAUGGAGUCUGGGAUCUUCGUGGCCAUGGCUUUGGAUCGCUACGUGGCCAUCUGUGAUCCCCUGAGACAUUCCAGCAUCCUGACAAACCCUGUUGUGGCCAAAAUUGGCCUGGCUGUGGUGCUGCGUGGCAGCAUACUCGUACUGCCCUAUCCCUUCCUGGCAAGGCAGUGGCCAUAUUGCAGAACUAACAUCAUCCCCCACUCGUACUGUGAGCACAUAGCCAUGGUGAAGCUGGCCUGUGCCGUCAUCCGCAUCAGUAAUUACUACGGCCUCUUUGUGGCAAUUUUCGUGACUGGUCUGGAUGUGUUUUUUAUCACCAUGUCUUAUAUUCAGAUCCUUAUGGCCAUCUUCAGCCUCCCCACAAAGGACGCCCGGCUCAAGACUUUUGGGACCUGCAGCUCCCAUCUUUGUGCCAUUUUAGCCUUUUACAUCCCAGCUCUCUUCUCCUUCCUCACGCACCGGUUUGGCCACACUAUGCCCCUGCAUUUACACAUUCUCAUUGCCAACCUGUAUCUCCUGGUGCCUCCCAUGCUUAACCCCAUCAUCUAUGGGGUGAGGAACAAAGAGAUCCGGGGCAGGCUGCUCCGGCUCUUUUCUCAUAAAAGGACCUAA